CAAUUUCUCAUAUCAAACUAUCAACAACCGACCACGGUCGAAAUUCAAACUCACGGUAACUUGUAACUGAGGGCUUCAGUUGAACCAGAAACCAUGGCCUCUAAUAAGGGACUUACACGGACGACUUUUGCCAAGCUAUCGCCUCAUCCGUAUCUGCUUGCCAGCCUCGAUCCCGCCUCUGAUGAUAUCCGCCCAGCUCGAAGCAAUGGCCGAGCCCGAAACGAAUCUCGCAAGCCAACAGUCAACUUAGCGAGCUUGUCACACGCUCAUGGAAGUGCUGUCGUUCGUGUGGGCGAUACUACCGUCAUUUGUGGUGUACGAGGCGAGACUAUCUUAACUCCCAACAUCCCGAAUUAUCGUGCCUCCAAUACCGAAACCGAGUUGAAAGACUACGACCUCCUGGUGCCCAACAUUGAGCUUGCUACGGGUUGCGCUCCUCAGUUCCUCCCAGGUGGUCCACCAAGCACGCUUGCCCAGACUCUCAGCACACGGAUAUACUCCCUUCUUCACAGCUCCAAAAUAAUCAAGCCUGAUGACCUGCGAAUAUGGCACACAACACUAUCUGAAGACCUCGAAGAUCGCAUGGAAGAGGACGAAGAAGACACAAGCAACCAGAGCCGAUCCGUUGUGGCCUACUGGGUGCUCUACAUUGAUAUCUUUUUCAUCUCAUUUGAUGGAAACCCGUUCGAUGCUGCGUGGGCUGCUACAAUGGCUGCGCUACGAAACACGAAGCUUCCUGGAGCGCGGUACGACAUUGACCGAGAAAUGAUUAUCUGCUCCCGCAAACAGCUCAGACCUCUGAACAUCACGAACAUUCCAAUCGCAUGCACAGCAGUUGUCUUUACCGGCAAAGAAACGGACCGACCCACUGACGGCAGGUUCUGGCUACUCGUUGACCCAGACAGACUUGAAGAGUCACUUUGCGACGAGAGUGUAACGAUUGUGGUGGAUUGCAAGGACGGAGAUGUCACGAUCUUGACCAUCUCCAAGCAUGGAGGAACUGCCCUCACGCCCCAGUUCCUCACAUCAGAGCAAUUCCUGGGCUGGGCUUCAAAGCGAUGGGAGGAGUUUAACACGGCCAUCACCCAAUCAUAGAUUAAUGAUACCCCAAUGAAAAGAAUAUCGAUCA
Messenger RNA from Fusarium redolens, 1129 nucleotides. Its product is annotated as ribosomal protein S5 domain 2-type protein. The record is from RefSeq and is a predicted model, not a curated record. Gene Ontology annotation, biological process: U4 snRNA 3'-end processing; U5 snRNA 3'-end processing; U1 snRNA 3'-end processing. Gene Ontology annotation, cellular component: nuclear exosome (RNase complex); cytoplasmic exosome (RNase complex). Bases 94 to 1095 code for a protein of 333 amino acids. The transcript has a single exon. NCBI's taxonomy places the organism in Eukaryota, Fungi, Ascomycota, Sordariomycetes, Hypocreales, Nectriaceae.